AUGGCUCGAGUACCGGGGAAAGGUCUGGUGGCUCUUCUGCUCGUUGCUGUCGUCAGCUUGCUGUACGUGACGCAAGUCGCGUCAGCUUAUACCGGGUACCAGCAGUUGGUAGCGAAGCUGACGAAGAAGGGAUACAGCACCUCCCUAGCCGCGUGGCAAACGUCUGGCCUGAACAACACACUCAAGGAAUGGCUCCCAAAGUCUCAGAUGACAAUACUUGUGCCGCGCAACAGCGCGUUUGACAAGCUCACGGGCAGCUUCCAGUACUCGAAGCUCAAGAAGAACCCAUCGGCGCUGCUGCAGGUCAUGUCGUUCCACGUGUGGAAGCAACGCUUCUACCAAUCCACUCUCGGGCCGCUCGCAGUUGGAACGCAGUUUGGCACCCUGGAUUACAAGUUUGUUAUGAGGAAGACAGGCGCAGCAACGUACAACAAGCUUGGAGCUACGGGAGGGCUCAAGAUUGUAGAGCCAGACCUUUAUGCGGACCGGCAGGUUAUCGUGCAUGGCGUUGAUACCGUCAUCAUCCCACCCAAGAUUUUAUAA
This is a messenger RNA of Closterium sp. Naga37s-1, 543 nucleotides long. The record is from the annotation of a GenBank genome assembly. Lineage: Eukaryota; Viridiplantae; Streptophyta; Zygnematophyceae; Desmidiales; Closteriaceae.